This is a messenger RNA of Galdieria sulphuraria, 1428 nucleotides long. Its product is annotated as homogenitisate phytyltransferase. The record is from RefSeq and is a predicted model, not a curated record. The transcript is spliced from 4 exons. Gene Ontology annotation, cellular component: membrane. The coding region runs from base 10 to 1317 and encodes 435 amino acids. Gene Ontology annotation, molecular function: prenyltransferase activity. NCBI's taxonomy places the organism in Eukaryota, Rhodophyta, Bangiophyceae, Galdieriales, Galdieriaceae.
AUGGUUUCCAUGACAUGCCAAAUAAGACAAUCUCCCAUGCCCUGUUUCUUAUUGUGGACAACACUUUCUGUUGAAAACAAAAGACAAAAUGGUUUAUGGAAGAAAAGGUGGAUAGAUUCCUAUGAUGUUUGGUCAAAAAAACUGGCUAGUCGAUGCUCCAGACAACAACGGUCGAGGUUACUACACCUGGUAGACGGCUUGGAACAGCAACAGUCGAGUACUAACGAGAGGAAAUCAUUGACUUACAAACUUUAUGUUUUAUGGAAGUUUUGCAGGCCGCAUACCUUUAUUGGAACUUUGACAGCCAUCUCAUCCCUCACCAUCUUAGCCAACGAAUAUGUUAGUCAGUUUCUUCAGCGGGUUGGCAACAAUUGGUGUGAAAAUACAGUAUCGUACAAAGACACUUUUCUGCUAUGGAAAUAUGUAUAUCGUUGGUUUCUUCCUUGUAACACUACAAGUUCUAGUGUUGGUAUUGGCUCGCGGAAACUGUCGGAUAGCUUGGUUACAACUAUUUCACAGUCCCAGGGUUGGACUGCCAUCCUUGGAUUUCUCACUGCUCUUGUUCCUGCGUUGCUCAUCAAUGUGUAUAUAGUGGGUUUGAAUCAACUAUUUGAUAUCGAAAUCGAUCAAAUCAACAAACCUUAUUUACCUUUAGCCUCAAAAGAACUUUCCGUUCGUUGGGCGUGGGUCAUUGUGACGCUUUGUGGCUCUUUAGGUUUGAUACUCGGUUUGGUUUUGCCAAAGACAUCAGUCCCACUCAUUGGAACGUUGUUUGGGAGCACGCUGUUGGGUAGUAUGUAUAGUAUUCCUCCUAUUCGUUUAAAGAGAUAUCCCUUAUUUUCAUCCUUUUGUAUCCUCGUUGUGAGAGGUGUGUUGGUCAACAUUGGUUUCUCUCAACAUGCUAGAAUAGUUGCGGGUUAUGGAGCUUCUUUGUCGCCAUGUUGUUGGUUUUACAGCAUCUUUUUCGCACUUUUUGGUAUUUGUAUCGCUUUGAUGAAAGAUAUUCCAGAUGUAAAAGGAGAUCGCAUGUUUCACUUGCGUUCCUUCUCCGUCAUUUUGGGACCUCAAGUCGUUUUCCGCUGGACAGUCCUAUUCCUCACGGGCGUUUUUUUCGUAUCUUCCUACGUACUGUGGCUCAUUGUGCCCAUCUUGUUCUGUAAAUGGCUUCUAGUUGGGUGCCAUUUGGUAUUUGGAUUGGCACUAUGGAUGAAAUCAUUCCAUGUGGACGCAGAAAACUCCAAGCAAGUGUAUGAGUUUUACAUGUUUUUGUGGAAAGUGUUCUAUGGCGUUUACAUACUACUGCCUCUAGCUGGAUAGGACUUGCAGCAUUUGUGGAUGGCCAAAAGUUUUGUCGAACCAAUUUGUCUGAGAGUAAGAAAUUUAAAUGAAAAUAAACUUCAGACAAACAGUAAAGUUGUUCUUCCCGAA